CACCAACACACUCACCGCCACAGAGGGCACAGUGGCACGCAUGGAUGUGAGGGUUUGUGGCCUCCCCCGCCCAGAGCUCAGCUGGCUCCGUCUCUCCGGCCCGGCCCUCCCCACCACCACCACCACCCCCACCCCCCUGGGUAGUGCCCUGGGUAGUGUCGUGGGUAGUGCCCUGGGUAGUGCCCUGGGUAGUGCCCUGGGUAGUGCCCUGGGGGGUGAGGGCGCCCGCCAGCUGCGCUCCGUGGUGAGCGAGCGUAGCGGCCUCCACUCGCUGCUCGCCGCGCCCUGCGAGAGGUCCCACUCCGGAACGUUUAUCUGCGUCGCCGCCAACACCGCCGGCACCGCCUCAACGCUGCUGCGGCUGCGGGUUCUGCCCCGCCCAGUGCUCACCCCGCCGGAGUUCCACCAGCGCCUGGUGAGCGUGGUGGUGAGGAGUGGUGAGCGAGCAGAAUUCCGGGCCAGAGUCACGGGCACGCCCAGACCCAGCGUCGUGGUGAGGAAAGACAACCAAGCCCUGUGUGGUGAGCGGGUGAGGGUGAUGGUGAGUGAUGGUGGUGAGAUCACCAUCGUGGUGAGCGACGUGGUGGUGAGCGAUGCUGGCUGGUUCACGGCGUCGGCCAUCAACUCGGCAGGGAGUGCUCUCUCCACUGCUAGACUGGACGUCGUGGAGCCCCGCCCCCUGUACCACGUGGGGGCUUCUGGCCACGCCCCACGCCUCGCGGCCCCGCCCCCAAACUCCCCUUACGCCGCCCUCUCAAAGUUGGGGUUGGACGUUCGAGCGACGUUCGGGCGACGUUCGGCAAACUUUGGGGCGACAUUUGGCUCCAUGCCGUUGGUUGAGAGUGAGGAGCUGUAAGCACUCACCCACCUCACUCACUCACCCACUCACUCACUCAUCCACUCACUCACUCACCCACUCACUCACUCACCCACUCAC
Messenger RNA from Petromyzon marinus (sea lamprey), 937 nucleotides. The record is from RefSeq and is a predicted model, not a curated record. Lineage: Eukaryota; Metazoa; Chordata; Hyperoartia; Petromyzontiformes; Petromyzontidae.